CUUCACUUGAGUUUUGUCCGCAGCUCGGUUCAGCACGGCUCUGUCUCUGCACGAGCACGGAUCCAUGAGGAGCGCUCCGGAGCUCUGACGCCGCUGACGCGCUGCGAGCCUCGGACUCAUUUACACCGAGUUUAGUCCCUUUCCCCCGGGCAGUCCGCGCUCACGCCUCGCUCCGUGUGCGGAGGAUUUAAAGCGCACACUUUUCUCAAACACCGGUCCAAAAUGUGCCAAAUGCGCGCGCAGCUACGGGAGAUGGUGCGGCUGCGGCUGGACGCAGCUGCGGAGGAAAUCUUUGCGCUUUUUGAGAGAAUUUUAGCGGAAUACGAAGAGGAACUGCGCAGAGCCACAGAGAAGCGACACGAGAAGCGACACGAGAGGGGACAGGAGCAGAGACACGAGCAGAGACACGAGCAGAGACACGAGCAGCGAGCCGAGUGUGCGCCAGAACCGCAGCAGACAGCGCCAGCUGCUCAAACCCAUAAUGUUCCUGAAGAAUUCCCUCUCGACGUUCCAAACCCGAUCGACCUCGUGAUCAAACAGGAGCCGGAGGAACUCGGAGAUGACAUUGUGGAGAUCCAGGUUCCGUCUCUGCCCUUAAAGAAGGAGAACGCAGAGGAAGCGAAGGCUCUGGAGGGCGACACGGAGGCUAUCGACCUGACCACGGGGGAGGAGGGCCGGAGGAAGAAGCCCCACUCAUGUCCCAUCUGCGGAAAGAGCUACAGCUGGAAGUCCCACCUGGAGAUCCACCUCCGAGUACACACGGGGGAGAAACCUUUUGGCUGCUCAGUCUGCGGAAAACGUUUCACCAAAAAGAUGUACCUGGUCAUUCACUUGCGCCGACACACGGGUGAAAAACCAUUCAGCUGUUCAGUCUGCCACGACCGCUUCAUCUCCAAGGACAGUGUGAUGAAGCACAUGAUGGUGGUGCACCCGGGCCUGUGCGCGGUGAGGAGCAGAGCCAAGCACAGCUGUGGAGAGUGUGGGAAAGCCUUCACAUCGCGCUCACACCUGGAGAUGCACCUGCGUGUCCACACUGGAGAGAAGCCAUUCCAGUGCCCCGAGUGCUCCAAAAGGUUUACCCAGAAGGCCACGCUGCUCGGUCACAUGACGAGACACACGGGGGAGAGGCCUUUCAGCUGUCCAGUUUGUCAAAAGAGUUUCAGGCAGAAGAACCACGUCCAGAAACACAUCAACAUCCACCUGCGGCAACUCAGCCAUGAACAGCUGCAAGGUCUGCUCACCUCUGGACAGCUACAGGGUUCCUCGUCUGGACAGCUGCAGGGUUCCUCGUCUGGGCAGUUGCAGGGUGCUUCCUCUGAGCAGAUGCAGGGUUCCUCGUCUGGACAGCUGCAGGGUUCCUCCUCUGGACAGCCCAUGUUCCUGUAUCCACGUCAGGAGUACAGCGCCCCCUCCGUCCACAUUUUUAAUUAUAGCACUUAGAGCUUUUUCAAACGUUUUUGAGCACUUGAACGUUCUGGGCCCAUACUGCACCACUUUCUGAGGUUCUGAUGUAGUUUCAUCAUCAGAAACACACCUGGAGUUGUGUUUUGUUUCAUUCACAUAUGUUUAACACACAAAGCUGCACAUUUAGGCUGAUUUACACUUCUUCUCUCAAUAAUGCUCCUGACAUCUUCACUAGAAUCAUUUGGAUCAUUUCAGCCCUGGAACUGUUAAUCUUUACUGAACUAAAGGUAAAAGGAGCUGUUCACUUAAAAACUACCACUUCAUGACAUCACAAGGUGGAACAGAGCGUUUUGAUCUUUGGAGAUGCAGACAGAUUAAUAAAGAAUUACUCAAACAUGUGUGAAUGAAACAAACACAACUCCAGGUCUGUUUCUGAGGAGGUCUCAGCAUUAGAACAUGAUGUAAACACAUUUCAAGAACAGGAUGUGGAGGGAAAAACACUGGGAAUCAAACUUGGAACGGUUUUCUGUUUUGUGCGUUUCUGUAAAGUGGAGCUCAGACUAAUAAGUGUUCAUGAACAAGUGCCUAAAAUAAGGUUAAAGUUUUGUAAAUGUGUCUCUGCAUUUGACCCGUCCUUCAGUGGGCCAUAUCUGAGCUGGAGGAUUUGUCAUUACUCGAUUUUUGUCACGUUUUUUCACACUGAGCAUGCCCAGAUCCUCUGAGGCUGAAGCUGCUUUAGUCACCGUAGUUUGGACAAAGCUCAUGUUUGACACUGAUUGACCCUUGAAUCUAAAGUGUGUUACUGAUAAAUGGUCCGUGUACCAUGUGUUCUUUUCAUUUCAAAUAAGAACAAAAAACAAUAAAAUGGGAAAACACUUUAUUUCAUUUUUCCAUUUUAGUGUCAAACAAAAAAACAGAUUUUGACCUCGAUUUCCAAUAUUUAAUUUAAAGUUUAUUUCAAGGCUUGGUGCCUAUUUUAAUUUUGAUAUUUUAUUUUCUCUGCUUUAUUUGCCCUGGAGGUUCUGCUGCUUGAAGGACUCACCUGAGAAAUGGUUGCAGUUUUGUGAACAAACAUGUCUCUUCUUUUAUAGCGACGCGUUUACUUUCACGUCGUAGAAAGUCGUUGUUGAACUCCACAACGAGAAACAGGAAGCGGAGAUAAACUCUCCUUUGUUCAUUUGACGCCACAGAACUAGAAUAAAAAUAGUUUUUUACAGAUCUAUGGCUGAAACUGCAGCAGAACAUCUGGGGCAAAUAAACCAGAAAAUUAAAAUAGACAGCGAGGCUGUUUUUUUGAUUGGUGUUAUUGGAACUAAACUUUAAAUUAAAUACUGGAAAUGGAGGUCGAAAUGUUUUUUUUUCUAAAGUGGAAAAUGAAAUAACACACUGUUUUCCCAUUUUAUUGUUUUUCAUUCGUAAAUUGAAAUUCAAAAGAACAAAUGGUACGUGGACCAUAAAUCUCUGUGCUCUGUGUGUGUUCGAGCAGGAUGUUCAUUUGAAGCUUAAAGAAAAGCUCUAGCUGGGAUUUCCUUUAUCUUUAAUCGAAUGAUCUUAAGUGUGUUUUAGGAGAGUGAGUAGUUCAUAUUCACGUUAAAACAGUUGUGUUUCAAAGGCACACAUGUCGGAUAAUAAUCGAUUUAGUGUGCACGUUUUUUGUUGAGUUCAAAGGUCAUGGUUUAUUUCAGUGCUGCAGCUUUGUCAGAUAUAAUCUUUGUAAAGUUUGUGAUGUGUUUGUGACUUGGGGAUGUAACGAUUUCCAAAUCUCUCACUACAACAUUUUCAUCAUAUUCACUGAGGCCAAGGCAAUCGUGAAUAUGCAACUUUUCUGUUAUUUCUUUUCAAUAAUUAAAGGUGCACCGUGUGAUUCGUCUGCUGGGAGGUUCAUCACCUGCUUGUCUCCAUCUAGAUACACUAGAAUGUUUCACAGUGUGACCAUAAACAUUAAGAAUCUCCUAGAGACUUCAAGCCAAAUUACAGGUUACACCUGUGGAGAGGCGACCCCACUCACAGUAAGAAUGAGGGUUUCUGAAGAUAUUUUUGAGCAACAAAUAUCACCUGUAGCUGAAUAAAUCUAAGACAAAUUAGUUUAAUGCCACACUGUGGACCACUGAAACCAAAGCAUUAAAAUCCGUCACACAGAGCGCCUUAAAAUAAAAUAAAACAUGUAAAAACACACACUUCACCACUUUAAAUUACAUUACAAAAAAUCAAUCAAUACAAAAAGAAAGCACAGCAAUAAUAAUGGCCUGGCUCACUGCGGAGCUGCACAAGGAGGAGGAGUUUUCAUUUGUUUGAAAGUCUUGGAGGAUUGAGUGGAAACUGAUAAAAGGUUUCCUAUGUAACUAUAAUCUUCAUUUUAUUAGUUAAUCUAGGUGCAUUUUUCCAAUGAUGUCAUUUACUAAACCAAGACUAGAAGUUUUAUUGUUUCGGUUUCGGUUGACAUAUUUGUAUUUUUUGCUGAAGGGAGAGAACAGAAUCGUGCGUGUGUCGUUAUCAGAACCUCUGUGCUUAGAUAUGUCCAACUUUUUCCUUUGAAAUGCCCCCACAAGACUUUAGUUUUAUCAUCACAGACUGUGUAAGUGGCCUGUCACCCACAGCGUUCAGCUCCAAACUAAACUCAUCAGGCCAGCAGAUACACGGUGAAUUUGGAGCUGAGUUCCAUUUGGAACAGGAAUUGAUUUAUGGACAAAAUAGUGAAAUAAAAACCCCAGGAUCAUUUAGAGCAGCUUAAUGUGAACAUUUUCAGACUAAAAUGAGGAGCCUGACAGAGAGAAGGGCACAAUUUUUCCAAUAGAAAGUGAAUCAGACACACUGUGGAUGGAGCCAAAUUCCAGCCGUACUCACGUCCUGUUUGGAACGAGGCAGCUAUGUUCAUUUAAAUGGUAAUUGAAUUCAAAUUCAAAAAUAAUUAAGAUCUGAAAGUGACAGCUGUUUUUUCUGUAGUCUGCAGUGAAACAGAGCAAAGGAUCAUGGUCUAUGUAGUUCUCUCAGUUUUUUGUUUGUUUUUUUUUUAAGCAAAGAAACUUGUGGUUGGAUUCUUAGUGAUGUUCCAUGACAGAGUGAGACUCGUGACGAUUCCACAUCAUGGUAGUGUCUCUAUUACAGUUACAUCCCUGUCACCAGUGUUAAAAAUACUUUGAGAAUGUGUUUAGUUACAGAAUACUCAAUACUGCAGUAACAGUUCUAGUGUAUUGUGAAUACUUAAAAUACUUUUCCACAGAGGUAUAGUGUAAAGGUGCAUUAUAAGUUUAAAAACAGCUUUGUGUUUGCUUCACUGUUCAACAGCCACACGACAAGAGCACUGUUUGUUUUUCGCACUAGUCGUGUGCACUCUGAAGUCUAAAUGAUCAAAUACUAACAUGUACGACUACAAUACUGACAAGUAUUUGCAGCUGAUGUGGAUGUGAAGGUAGCUGUAGGCACUGGUCUGUCUGAACCUCUGUUAGACUUUAAUCAGAGUUUUGUUUAAACACAUGACCAUAAAGAAUAAUAAAAGAUAAAGUGUCACACAAAAUCGCCAGCAUUAGCCCAGUUUUUCAGUUAGUCACUUUUAAAAUUGAAAAUCAAACUCCUGAACAGGACCAUGAACACUCGGGCUGAUCACCAGCUCCUGAAAAUGUGCUCUUUAAAUCCAUUUAUCUUCAAACUUUUAACAGUGUUUGUGUCAUUGUGUUGCCAUGGGAACAUUCCACCUUUAGAGAUACAUGUCGAACAGGAAGUGUAUGAAUCCCUCCAAACCAAAGAGCGACUGUACAUGUGUGUUCUGAAGCUGGAUUCUCGGCACACGGGGCCUUCUCAGGACUUGGAUGGAGACACUGGGAAUCCCAGGAGUCACAGUGGGACCAGCGCCAAAAACUGUCGUUGUGUCCUUAGGCAAAACACUUACUCACAUUGGCUAAAGUGUGAAAGUGGUGUGUGUGCGUGAGUGAUGGUGGGAGGGGCCGAUGGCACAGAUUGCUUCCAUCAGUGUGUCUGCCCCAGGGCAGCUGUGGCUACAGUAGUGGCAGCUCUGAGUGUGGAGUGAGUGAAUCAUGUUCUGCUGUGGGCAUCUUCAAGACGCUGUAGAAAUCCAGUGAUUCAUGAAUAAAAGCGAGUUAUUUCCAUAUUUCCAUCACUGACACUGUCACCUGAACUGCUGCAGGAGACGAGCGUCUGCUCAAACAGGUGUUAAAUCUUUUUUUUCUUAAAUCAUGAAAAAAAAUCUGUUGAAACUGUUUUUGUUUUGCUGUAAAACACAAUUUAGAUUUUUUAGAAAAGUUUGGCUUAUUUUAACUCAGGCUGAUGGUGUUUGUGUUUGCUCUGUUCACUCGUGGAUCAUAAAGGAAACACACAAGUCCAGACUUCUGUGUUUGAAAACUGCAGUGCCCAAUUUCUAGCAUCAUACUUUUACUUCUACUUUUUAACUCGAAGUAAUAGUACUCUUAUUUGAGUAAUCUAUAGUACAGUGUAACCGUACUCUUGUGUAAAAGUUGUGCUUCCUCCUCCCACUGAGUCUAAAGUGACAAUCUUUAUGUGAUGAUCUGAAAUGAUUUGAACAUUUGUUUCUUGCAGCUUCUUCAGAUCUGACUGAGUUUGUCUCUUGUUUGGGUUUAAUUUACACUGCACCAGAUUUAGUGCAGUAUAAAUAUUAUUUUCUUUGUUACCAAUAAAAUAUUUAUCAAUUUCAUGUUUUGUCCUUCAAAUAAAAAAAAUAUACAUUA
Molecule: messenger RNA, 6104 nt
Organism: Boleophthalmus pectinirostris (great blue-spotted mudskipper)
Lineage: Eukaryota; Metazoa; Chordata; Actinopteri; Gobiiformes; Gobiidae
Product: zinc finger protein 835-like
Exons: 4
Coding region: 223-1440 (405 amino acids)
Biological process (GO): regulation of transcription by RNA polymerase II
Molecular function (GO): DNA-binding transcription factor activity; RNA polymerase II cis-regulatory region sequence-specific DNA binding
Source: RefSeq, a predicted model, not a curated record